Halteromyces radiatus is the source of this 584-nucleotide messenger RNA. Its product is annotated as ribosomal protein L23/L15e core domain-containing protein. Gene Ontology annotation, biological process: translation; ribosomal large subunit assembly. The transcript has 3 exons. Gene Ontology annotation, cellular component: ribosome; cytosolic large ribosomal subunit. The coding region runs from base 61 to 498 and encodes 145 amino acids. The record is from RefSeq and is a predicted model, not a curated record. Lineage: Eukaryota; Fungi; Mucoromycota; Mucoromycetes; Mucorales; Cunninghamellaceae. Gene Ontology annotation, molecular function: rRNA binding; structural constituent of ribosome.
GGACAUCAAAAGAUUUCCAAAGGCGAAACCUUGAACUGUCUUCUCUCCAUUAUUGACGACAUGGCACCAAAGGCUUCUACCACCAAAGCUCAAGCUGCCAAGAAGGCUGCCCUUAAGGGUGUCCACGGUAAGACUGUGCGCAAGAUCCGUACCUCUACUCGUUUCAACAUUCCCAAGACUUUGAAGUUGGCUCGUACUCCCAAGUACACCCGCAAGUCUGUGCCUCAUUUGCCUCGCAUGGAUCAAUACCGCGUCAUUCGUCAACCUUUGAACACCGAAACUUCUAUGAAGAAGAUUGAAGACCACAAUACUUUGACCUUCAUUGUCGACGUUAAGGCUAACAAGAACCAAAUCAAGCUUGCUGUCAAGAAGCUCUAUGAUGUCGAAGCUCUCAAGAUCAACACUUUGAUCAGACCCGAUGGUACCAAGAAGGCUUACGUUCGUUUGACCGCUGAUGUCGAUGCUUUGGAUAUUGCUAACCGUAUUGGUUUCAUCUAAAUGGUUGAUAGAUAGAUAGUUACUUUUUUUUUUUAUCCACCAAAAUAAAAGAAAUACAAAAACUAGGCUUGUUGUUAAUACUUUGA